AUGUUCUUACAGUUGACUCUACUUGCAGUAGCGGUCCUUGUUUUGUUCAAAGGCCUCCGGUGGCUAGCUACGAAAUCGCCUCUGCGUCUCGUACGAGGCCCCCCUCGGGCGUCCUGGCGAACAGGCAACCUCCAUCAAGCCCUGGAUCUGGACGGUUGGGACUGGCAUCAGACUGCUUGCGACGAGUACGGUGGUGUAUUUUCGUUUUGGGGCAUGUUUGGAGAAAGACGACUCUACGUGUUUGAUCCUCUGGCGCUGUAUCAUGUUCUUGUCAAGGUGACCUAUCCGCUCAGCGCAUUAGUCCUCGGACGGGGACUCCUGGCAACCUACGGUAAAAUAGUUUUGCGACUUUAUGAUGGAGACCGCCAUAAGAAGCAACGGAAGCUGAUGAAUCCGGUCUUUUCCACCCGUAAUAUAAAACACAUGGUCACUCAAUUUUACUCGGUUUGCCACAAGCUAUGCGAUGCAUUAGCCUUCGAAUUGUCGGAAGAUGACAAGGAGAUUGACGUCCUGGCUUGGAUGUCCAGAACAGCGAUGGUACUCAUUGGUGAGGCCGGAUUGGGUUAUUCUUUCGAUCCCCUUACCGAGCAGAGGGAGAAUCGAUAUGCUAAUGCGGUCAAAGCUAUUGUGCCGGCGUUCGCCUCCAUUGCAAUUUUGCGCGAGCUCCUCCCAUGGGUGACUAUGCUUGGCAUACCUACUCUAUUUGAGCGCAUGCUCCCAUACAUACCGAUCAAGCGCGUGCAACACAUCCGGAAUAUCACGGCAACCCUUGAUGAGGCUAGCCAUGAGGUCUAUCAGAGCAAGAAAGAAGCAAUUCAGCGAGGAGAUGAUGCAAUCAUGCACCAACUCGGUCAAGGAAAGGACAUAAUGUCGAUUUUGUUGAGGGCAAACCUGAAGGCCUCCGAUAACGACCGCUUACCGGAAGCGGAAGUCAUUGCUCAAAUGUCGACUCUGGUCUUCGCCGCUACCGACACGACGACAAACGCUCUGUCACGGACUCUGUUCUUGCUCUCUCAAAAUCAGGACGUGCAACGCAGGCUCCGCGAUGAGAUAGUGCAAGCGAAAGCUGGACGUGAUGGUGAUUUAACGUAUGAGGAACUGGACACUCUACCGUACUUGGAUGCUGUUGUUCGAGAAACUCUCAGAUUACACCCUCCUGUUCCGUAUGUCUCUCGCAUGGCCACUCAGGACAUGACUCUGCCGUUGGCGAAGCCUCUCAAAGCGACCGACGGCUCGAUGCUGCAUCACAUCGCAGUCCCUCGCGGUACCAAACUCGUGAUAAGCUUUUGGGCUAUUAAUAGGUCGACAGCGUAUUGGGGCGACGAUGCUCUGGAAUGGAAGCCAGAGCGAUUCCUUCAACCUUUACCCCAGACACUCAUUGACGCGCAUAUUCCGGGGAUUUAUUCUAGUAUGAUGACGUUUGGUGGCGGAGGUUUCUCAUGCAUUGGUUCUAAGUUUGCUCAAUUGGAAAUGAAGGUUUCUCUUAGCCUGCUCGUUGAGCGCUUUGCUUUGACUAUGACCAAAACGGAGAUUCGCUGGAACAUGGCUCCAAUACAGGCAAGUCAAACGUUUCGCGAUCGAGAGCUCAUCUGA
Molecule: messenger RNA, 1593 nt
Organism: Punctularia strigosozonata HHB-11173 SS5
Lineage: Eukaryota; Fungi; Basidiomycota; Agaricomycetes; Corticiales; Punctulariaceae
Product: cytochrome P450
Exons: 15
Coding region: 1-1593 (530 amino acids)
Molecular function (GO): oxidoreductase activity, acting on paired donors, with incorporation or reduction of molecular oxygen; iron ion binding; heme binding
Source: RefSeq, a predicted model, not a curated record